AUGAACGAUUAUCACAUAGGGAAGGCUGCAAAUGCCGGCAACGUUAAAAUCAAUGAACAGACUAACCAUAUCUAUGGCACAGAUCUAGAGAAGGACUCAUGCCUCAAAGAUCUUUAUAUCACCAACCCGGAAGACGACAAGAAACGCAUUGAGCACGAAAAGGGCGGUCUGCUCAAGGACUGUUACAGUUGGAUUCUAUACAAUGACAACUUUUUGCAAUGGCGCGACGAUCCGGAACAGCAUUUACUCUGGAUCAGAGGCGACCCCGGGAAAGGCAAGACGAUGCUUCUAGCUGGGCUUAUUACAGAGCUAGAGGAAACGUCAGAUGACGGUAUCUUCUACUUCUUCUGCCAAGCCGCACGGCCUUCCCAUCGAACUGCAUCAGAUGUGCUUCGCGGAGUUAUUUGGCUGUUCGUUAGCAAGCGACCAGAUUUGAAAUUUUAUGUUCGCAGGGAGUAUGAUCAGGCUGGCUCAAAUGUCUUCGCCGAUCAUAACUCUUGGUACGCACUGUCGGGGAUCCUUACUGCCAUACUCCAAGAUAAGACAUCUACGGAUUGUAUCAUCAUCAUAGAUGCUUUGGAUGAAUGCAUCGAAGAUCGCGAGAAACUAAUUGGGUAUAUCAGUCAGUGUUCAGUCUCGUGCAAAGCCAAAUGGGUCAUUUCUAGCCGCAACUGGCCCGAGAUAGAGUCACAGCUUGAUUCAAAGGAGUCUCAAGUUCAAUUGCACCUGGAACUCAACCACACCUCAAUCUCAAAUGCUGUCCUCAAGUUCGUUGAUAGCAAGGUCGGCCGGCUCAAUUCAACAUACGAUCGGCCUAAGCGACAGCUUAUCCGCAAACAUCUUCUUGACAACGCGAAUGACACAUUCCUUUGGGUUUCUUUGGUCUGUCAAGAACUGGAAAAGCCGGGAGUUAAACACUAUCACAGUUCCAGCAUCUUACAGCGCUUCCCCGCUGGACUGAACGAGUUGUACGAAAGGAUGAUUAGUGACAUUAACGACAGAGACAUGGACUGGUGUAGAGCUAUCCUUGCUGUGAUAGCUGUUGCUCUAAGGCCCCUUAGUCUACGAGAGCUAGCUGCCGCCGACAGAACUCUUACUCAGUGGGUUGAAGACACAGAGACUCUUUCGAGCCUUGUUACAUCUUGUGGCUCCCUCCUCACGAUAAGGGGAGAUACAGUCUACACUGUCCAUCAGUCGGUCAAUGAUUUCUUGCGCGAUACACCCGAGAUCUUACCUUCAGGCACAGAACAGCAACACUACUCCAUCUUCGACUGUAGCAUGAGUGUUAUGAGUGACAGGCUCCAUCGAAACCUCUGCAGACUCAAAGACAGUUGCGUCUUGAUCGGUGAGAUAGAUGCUUUACCACAUGCCCCUCUGACUAUCAUUGAAUAUGCCUGUGUCUACUGGGUUGACCACUUCUGUGCAUGGCUUCCAACCGGUAAUCGACACCGGAGCAACUUUGGUUACACUACAAUUACAAAUUUCUUUGAGAACAACUAUCUUUACUGGCUUGAGGCUAUGAGUCUGUUGCGGUGUACCUCAGAGGCAAUUAAGGCAAUGCAGAAACUUGAUGAAAAGUUGGAUGGUAGAGUACAUAAUGAGCUGAAGCUUCUGGUCAAAGACGCUGUACGUUUCGUUUCUACGCACAGAGCCAUCAUGGAUGCUGUACCGCUUCAACUCUAUGACGCAGCUUUGAUUUUCUCUCCACAGCUGAGCAAAAUCAAAGGAUUCUGUUACCAGGAAAUCAACAAAUCUAUAGAUGUGUUCUCCCCUGACUUUCAACACUGGGAUGCCUGCCUCCAGACUAUUCCGGGCAUAGCAAGUGGUGCCGUUGGCAUUAUCGAAUUCUCACCUGAUGGUCGCCAAAUUGCAACGAUCAACAGCAACAACGACAGUAUACUCCUGAUUGAUGCUUCCACGGGUGGACUUGUCAAGUCAAUUGAAUCUCCUAGAGGCCGCCUGCCCUACUUUACAUUCCAUCCGAGUGGAGAUUCACUAAUCACGGUAUCUGGCGACGAUGCAGAAGACGAUAUGCAAUUCUCGAUCAUUCAUAUGACUAACGGGGAAUGCAUUAAAACUUUCCCAGUUCGCCAAUUUUACGAUGGCUCCUUUCUGUCCGUCUCCCCAGACGGACAAUUACUUGCAUUGCAAUUAGACUACCACACCGUCGAUAUUUGGAACAUCGCGACCGAAACAAAAAUGGACAGCUGCCUUACAGUGCUAGACUCCUGUAUCAAACCCAUUUCCUGGGUACAUACCGUUUCGCAUCCUCAGGCUCUCUUGAUUCUAACAGCGGACGGUAUUUCUAUUUGGGGUCUUGAUGCGAGAGGUCAUGCAUCCAAGCUAAUGUCGUUGACGGGAAUACAAUAUCCUGAUGCUGCCGCGGUCAGCCGUGAUCGGACACGCUGUGCGGGAUUGCAAGGCUCUCGAGAUCUCGUAUUGUACUCAUGGAGGUCGUCCAUAACCGUGCAGGAGAUCGCGCGAUUUGACUGGUAUGGAUAUUUAUACGAUGUAUCAUGGGUAGCCGAUGACCGUUUGAUAGCCUUUUGUGGUUACUUUGGUAUCAAAUUAUGGGAUUUUGAAGCGAAAGAACUCGUAGCGCAUACACGAGGCGAUCCUGUCCGGACAAUAUGCUAUGGAAGAAAUCGCCAACUUGCUUCACUGGGGAUGGAAAGCUGCACUGUCAAGAUCUGGAGCCUGGACACGAUCUUGAGCGAUUCAAAACCUACCACCCAACAAUCUGUCAUUACAACCAAGGCGUUUAUUACAUCGCCGAGUGGCAAGGUUGCUGUCAUAAGCAACAAUGGGAAAUUUGACAUGUUAAACAUAGCAGUCAAGGGCAAGUUUCACCAACUUUCCAAGAGACUUCAAAAUUCGCCUGCAGAGUCAAGUUACAUAAUCAGGUCACUAGCAUUUGGUCACGAAGACCAUUUUGCUGUGGCUACCAACGGAGGUGCCAUUGAUGUUUUUAAUUUCGACCACGACACGGGCCUCUACUACUUCCAGCGACGGAUUGAAGAGCAUCUGGCUCCUGAACAAAAUCCCAAUAGCUACUUAACCAUACAGUUUUGGGGACAAGAUCAGAUCAUAACUUACGACAGAUACAUCAAAUUCUGGGAUCUGAAGACAGGCAAAUGCUUGCGCAAGCUACGUGUCUCACUUCCAUUCGAAGACUUCAGAUCCACCAUUACAUCCGAUGGGCAAAUCGCUGGGAACUUGUAUGGGGGCUCAGUUGGCUCUCAGGUAGUGAUAUGGGACAUUAUGCGCGAAAAGGAAACUCAGCGUUUUGACCCUCACGCUCAAAAAAUCAAUCUCGAAUGGGUUGGAGAGGUUUCCCUAUCUUCUAGUGGUAUCCUUGCUAUCUUUGGAGGGGGUUCGGACCAGGAAUUUGUAGCCAUUGGAAAUGCAAAAGAUGGCUCCUGGAUUCGCAAGUACUCUCUACCAGACUUCGUUCCAACUUUGAACCUUUUAGCCCCCAAGUUACUCGACACGGGAUUUGGUGUUCUCAAAUACGACACGGAACGUGGUACUGCUGAGGAUGUACCAACAGUAACCGCGGAAAAUCACUGGGACCCGCGUUACCUCAGACUAUCAUACUCAAAGUCCGAAGCCUGGCUCAUGAAGGGUUCUAGGAGGAUAUUGUGGAUUCCUCGCCAGGAUGUCGAUCCAUUCCAGUUCUCGAUUCAAACAGACUUGGAGACUGGCACAUCUACCGUUACACUGGUGCAUGAUGAGUGUCUGUUUAUAUUAAGUAUUGACUUGGAUUCUAUAUAG
Messenger RNA from Fusarium subglutinans, 3774 nucleotides. Its product is annotated as vegetatible incompatibility het-E-1. Gene Ontology annotation, molecular function: protein binding. The transcript is spliced from 3 exons. The record is from RefSeq and is a predicted model, not a curated record. Bases 1 to 3774 code for a protein of 1257 amino acids. NCBI's taxonomy places the organism in Eukaryota, Fungi, Ascomycota, Sordariomycetes, Hypocreales, Nectriaceae.